AUGACUAUUAGACUUUUAAAGAAUUUAAGAGAAAAAAUAUUGAUAAAUUGGAGAGGUCGGAACGUAUUAUUUUUAAAACUCAUUGAGAAACUUAAAGAAUCUCCCGAGAGUGAUGAAGUCCGAAUUUUAACGCGCAAAACAACUAAUGAUGAAAGAGGAGAAAAAAUCAACGAUGGUUUGGAAGAUUAUUAUGACCCAGAAAAAGGUUAUGAUGAUUAUAAUUCAGUAGGUUCAGGAGAUGAGGGUGAUAAUAAUUACAAAGGUUAA
Entrophospora sp. SA101 is the source of this 267-nucleotide messenger RNA. The record is from the annotation of a GenBank genome assembly. Lineage: Eukaryota; Fungi; Glomeromycota; Glomeromycetes; Entrophosporales; Entrophosporaceae.